UUAUUAAAUUUUUUUCAUUGAACGAAAACGAAGUGUCGAAAAAAUAUGUUUUCUUCAUAAAAAAAAUAAAAAAAUAAAUACUUUUCUAGUGAGAUCUGAGCUUGGGAAAUGGAGAUUGUAGAAGAACAAGCUCUCACCAUUUCUUCUUCUUCUUCUUCUCUCUAAAUAUAAAGACUUCACCCGAUUGAUUCUUUUAUAUUCUCUUUUCCCAGAUUUUUCUCGGGGAAAAUUCUUUCUUUUCCUCUCCCUCUUUCUUCUCUCACUUGUCUUCGUUCCUUAACACUCCCCUUUUUUUCCCCUAGAUCUAUUAGAAACUGAUUUCGUUUCACUAUUAAACCCAUCGAAGUCUCCGUGAAAGAUUUGGAUUUGCUUGUGUUUUAAUCGAGGAUAAUUAAAAAAAAAAGAAUCCGAUUCCACAGAUGGAAGUAUGUGCUGUGGAUCAGACCGAUUAAAUCAGAUCGUGUCAUCAAGAUCUUCGUCGCCAGUUUCAUUUGAGGAUAAUAACAAUCUUGUUACAAACUUAGUCAUGAAUCACUUGAGAGUCGAAACAGAGGAUACUUUUGCGAGCUUGCUUGAGCUUGCGGCUAACAACGACGUGGAAGGUGUAAGGUUGUCUAUUGAGAGAGACCCUUCUUGUGUAGAUGAAGCUGGUCUUUGGUACGGUCGUCAAAAAGGUUCUAAAGCUAUGGUCAACGAUCAGAGGACUCCGUUGAUGGUUGCUGCUACUUAUGGAAGCUUAGAUGUGAUCAAGCUUAUUGUUUCUUUGACUGAUGCUAACGUCAACCGUGCUUGUGGGAAUGAUCAGACCACCGCGUUACACUGUGCUGCUUCUGGUGGAGCUGUGAAUGCUAUCCAAGUUGUUAAGCUGCUUCUUGCUGCUGGAGCUGAUUUGAAUCUUUUGGAUGCUGAAGGUCAACGAGCUGGUGAUGUUAUUGUUGUUCCUCCUAAGCUUGAAGGUGUUAAGCUUAUGCUUCAGGAGCUUCUCUCUGCUGAUGGAUCAUCGACCGCUGAGCGGAAUCUGCGGGUUGUGACUAACGUUCCUAACAGAAGCUCUUCUCCGUCGCAUUCUCCUACUGGAGAGAAUGGUGGAUCGGGGUCUGGCUCUCCUCUUGGUUCUCCGUUUAAGCUGAAAUCGACUGAGUUCAAGAAAGAGUAUCCCGUUGAUCCGUCUUUACCUGAUAUCAAGAACAGUAUCUACGCGACUGAUGAGUUCAGAAUGUAUUCCUUCAAGGUUAGGCCUUGCUCCCGUGCUUAUUCUCAUGAUUGGACUGAGUGUCCUUUUGUUCACCCUGGUGAAAACGCGAGGAGAAGAGAUCCGAGGAAAUUCCAUUACAGCUGUGUUCCGUGCCCGGACUUUAGGAAAGGAGCUUGUAGACGAGGAGAUAUGUGUGAGUAUGCACACGGUGUGUUUGAAUGUUGGCUACAUCCUGCUCAAUACAGGACACGCCUUUGCAAAGACGGAACAGGCUGUGGUCGGCGUGUUUGUUUCUUUGCGCAUACACCUGAGGAGCUUCGACCUUUGUACGCAUCCACUGGUUCAGCAGUUCCUUCGCCUAGAUCGAAUGCUGAUUAUGCAGCGGCUUUGAGUCUUCUUCCUGGUUCUCCAUCAGGAGUCUCUGUCAUGUCUCCACUCUCGCCAUCAUCAGCUGGGAAUGGGAUGUCUCAUUCGAACAUGGCUUGGCCACAGCCGAAUGUCCCGGCUCUUCACUUACCUGGAAGCAAUCUACAGUCAAGCAGGCUAAGGUCUUCUCUCAAUGCAAGAGAUAUCCCUACAGACGAGUACAAUAUGUUAGGGGAUUACGAUCAGCAGCAGCUUCUCAACGAGUAUUCCAAUGCAUUGAGCCGUUCUGGUCGGAUGAAAUCAAUGCCUCCUUCGAAUCUUGACGAUCUUUUCUCAGCAGAAGGCUCUUCGUCUCCUCGGUUUACUGAUUCAGCUUUAGCUUCUGCUGUGUUCUCGCCCACUCACAAAUCCGCUGUGUUCAACCAGUUCCAACAACAGCAGCAACAGCAGCAGAGCAUGUUGUCUCCAAUCAACACAAGCUUCUCUUCACCAAAGAGCGUUGAUCACUCAUUGUUUUCAGGUGGAGGAAGAAUGUCUCCUCGUAAUGUGGUUGAGCCAAUUUCACCAAUGAGUUCUCGUGUUUCCAUGUUGGCUCAGUGCGUGAAGCAGCAGCAGCAGCAACAACAGCAACAGCAACAACAGCAACAGCAGCAGCAGCAACAACAUCAGUACCGUAGCCUUAGCUCCAGAGAGCUCAGAACAAACUCAAGCCCAAUCGUUGGUUCACCGGUAAACAACAACAACAACAACACAUGGUCAUCAUCCAAAUGGGGAUCCUCAAAUGGUCAACCGGAUUGGGGAAUGAGCUCAGAGGCGCUUGGUAAGUUGAGAUCAUCCUCAUCGUUUGAUGGUGAUGAGCCUGAUGUGUCAUGGGUUCAGUCAUUGGUGAAGGAGUCUCCAACAGAUGCCAAAGAGAAAGCAGCAACAUCAUCUUCCUCAGGGGAAAACGUGAAGCAGCCAAAUCAGAUGGAACCGGUAAUGGAUCAUGCAGGGCUAGAAGCUUGGAUUGAGCAAAUGCAGCUCGAUCAGCUUGUUGCUCAGCAGAAUUGAGAGAAGAACCAAAACCAAAAGUCUCUCUCUUUCUAUGUGGUAGAUAAAAAACCUCUUUUUUACAGGUGGUGGGUGGUUGUGGUAGAAGGGUAACAACAAGAUUAACAAAGAAGAGAGAAGAAAGAAGUUUUCUUUGUUUUUUGGUCAA
This is a messenger RNA of Camelina sativa (false flax), 2759 nucleotides long. Its product is annotated as zinc finger CCCH domain-containing protein 30. Gene Ontology annotation, molecular function: metal ion binding; protein binding. Lineage: Eukaryota; Viridiplantae; Streptophyta; Magnoliopsida; Brassicales; Brassicaceae. The record is from RefSeq and is a predicted model, not a curated record.